This is a messenger RNA of Melanotaenia boesemani (Boeseman's rainbowfish), 3924 nucleotides long. It is a transcript of the gene adamts3, whose product is annotated as ADAM metallopeptidase with thrombospondin type 1 motif, 3. Bases 276 to 3806 code for a protein of 1176 amino acids. The transcript is spliced from 22 exons. Gene Ontology annotation, cellular component: extracellular matrix. Gene Ontology annotation, molecular function: metalloendopeptidase activity. NCBI's taxonomy places the organism in Eukaryota, Metazoa, Chordata, Actinopteri, Atheriniformes, Melanotaeniidae. Gene Ontology annotation, biological process: proteolysis; extracellular matrix organization. The record is from RefSeq and is a predicted model, not a curated record.
GGUGUCCUUCUAAAACUUCCCAAACUUUCUGGAAACUCAAGUCAACAGAGAAACCCUGACUGGCAACGUGCCGCCUCCCGCCUCACUCACUUCUAAUUAAACCUGAACCAACUUUACGCCUUCUUUAUAUUAUUUUUUAAAACUUAAAAACCAGACUACAACAUUCAGUUGAAGUUUUGAAUGAGCCGAGUUACGCUUGCGUAGACUUUUUUUUUUUGUUAGUUUUAUUUCAUUUUCACGUUGGGAUAAAGUUCUUUAUCAUCUUAAGACUCGUGAUGGCUGUCCUAUCACUAGCUUUACUACUUGUAGGAUUUGCAUUGACUUCAGCUGACAAGGCUGAUGAAGUAGACAGAGAGGACCAGCUGAGGAACAGGCUGAAGGAAUAUGGUCUGGUCACACCUUUCAGCACCGACUCCCACGGACAUUACUUGUCGCACCUGCUCUCGGCCACCCACAAGCAGCGCGUCAAGAGGGAGGUUUUCUCCUCAGAGUCUGAGCAGAAACUGUUUUUUAACAUCACUGCCUUCGGGAAGGAGUUCCACCUCCGUCUGCGCCCCAACAACAGGCUGGUGGCGCGAGGUGCGAUGGUGGAGUGGCACGGUGAGGUGCAGGGAUUCGGAAACAUCAGCGACAGCACCGCUAGUUAUUCAAGCGAGGGUGCCAACCAGACGCAGCCCACCAACGGGACAGAGAGGAUACUUCGGCGUGAGCUGCUAAAGACAGACUGCACGUUUAUUGGUGACAUCACAGAUGUGCCUGGGGCCUCGGUUGCCAUUAACAACUGUGAUGGACUGGCUGGGAUGAUCCGUACCGACUCAGAUGAAUACUUCAUCGAGCCGCUGGAGAAAGGUGCUCAGGACUUGGAGGACCAGGGCAGGGUCCACGUAGUUUACCGAAGGUCAGCUCUGCUCCAGGCCCCCUCUGACAUCUCCUUGGACUACCAGCUGCAAGAACCAGAGCUUGAUGUUCCUGGAACCCUGGAUUCAGUAACCCGGCAGGUCAAUGAGACCAUCCGGCGCCGCAGACGCCGAGACGCUGGAGAGGAUGACUACAAUAUUGAAAUCUUACUGGGAGUUGAUGAUUCAGUGGUUCGAUUCCACGGCAAAGAGCAUGUCCAGAAUUACCUCCUCACUCUGAUGAACAUCGUGAAUGAGAUUUACCAUGACGAAUCGCUGGGAGUGCACAUCAACGUGGUCUUGGUGAGGAUGAUCAUGCUGGGGUAUGCCAAGUCAAUCAGCCUUAUUGAAAGAGGAAAUCCUUCACGGAGCCUGGAGAAUGUGUGCCGCUGGGCUUUUGUGCAGCAGAAAGGCGACCCUGAUCAUGCUGAACACCACGACCACGCAAUUUUCCUCACUCGCCAAGGAUUUGGCCCAACAGGCAUGCAGGGUUAUGCUCCUGUCACAGGAAUGUGCCACCCAGUCCGUAGCUGCACCCUAAACCACGAAGACGGCUUUUCUUCUGCCUUUGUUGUGGCUCACGAGACCGGACAUGUGUUGGGCAUGGAGCACGAUGGCCAGGGGAACCGCUGCGGGGAUGAAACAGCCAUGGGAAGCGUGAUGGCUCCUCUGGUGCAGGCGGCCUUCCAUCGUUACCACUGGUCCAUGUGCAGCGGACAGGAGCUGAAAAGAUACAUCCACACAUAUGACUGUCUCCUGGACGACCCCUUCAAACACGACUGGCCACAGCUUCCUGAACUUCCAGGUAUCAACUACUCCAUGGAUGAGCAGUGUCGCUUUGACUUUGGAGUCGGCUAUAAGAUCUGCACCUCAUUCCGUACAUUUGACCCAUGUAAACAGCUGUGGUGCAGUCACCCGGACAACCCUUACUUCUGCAAAACCAAGAAAGGCCCACCCCUCGACGGGACAGAGUGCGCUCCGGGGAAAUGGUGCUACAAAGGUCACUGCAUGUGGAAAAACCCAAAUCAGAUCAAGCAAGAUGGUGCCUGGGGCUCCUGGAGCAAAUAUGGCUCCUGCUCACGCUCUUGUGGAACUGGAGUUCGCUUCCGAACACGGCAGUGCAACAACCCUGUACCUUCCAACGGCGGCCAGGACUGCCCGGGAGUGAACUAUGAGUAUCAGCUCUGCAACACAGACGACUGCCCCAAGCACUUCGAAGAUUUCCGAGCUCAGCAGUGCCAGCUCCGCAACUCCCACUUUGAAUUCCAAAAUGCCAAACACCACUGGCUUCCCUACGAGCAUCCUGAUGCCAACAAGAGAUGCCACCUGUAUUGCCAGUCAAAGGAGACGGGAGAUGUGGCGUACAUGAAGCAGCUGGUGCAUGAUGGGACGAGAUGCUCGUACAGGGAUGCCUACAGUAUCUGCGUGCGUGGAGAAUGCGUGAAAGUUGGUUGCGACAGAGCAAUCGGCUCGAAUAAAGUUGAGGACAAAUGCGGGGUUUGUGGUGGAGACAACUCCCACUGCCGCACUGUCAAAGGAACCUUCACCCGUACACCAAAGAAAGCUGGUUACCUUAAGAUGUUUCUCAUUCCUCCUGGAGCUAGACAUAUGAUGAUCCAGGAGCAUGAGGCCUCACCUCAAGUUCUUGCAAUAAAGAACCAGGCAACAGGUCACUACAUCCUCAACGGGAAAGGAGAUGAGCUCAAGUCCAGGAGCUUUAUUGACCUGGGUGUGGAGUGGCACUACAUCAUCGAGGGGGACGUGGAGACGCUGCAGACUGACGGACCUCUGCAUGACCCUGUGGUGGUUCUGAUAGUACCCAAGGACAAUGAAACUCGGUCUACUUUGAUGUACAAGUACAUCAUCCAUGAAGAUUCAGUGCCAGUUAACAACAACAAUGUUAUCCAGGAGGACACCUAUGAAUGGGCUCUGAAGAGCUGGUCCCCAUGUUCCAAGCCUUGUUCUACAGGGUUUCAGUACACCAAAUAUGGUUGUCGAAAGAAAGGAGACACCAAAAUGGUACAUCGGGGCUACUGUGAUGCCAGCAAGAAGCCAAAACCCAUCCGGAGAAUGUGCAAUCUUCAAGAGUGCACACAGCCUCAAUGGAUCUCAGAGGAAUGGGAGCAUUGCACCAAAACCUGCGGCAGCCUGGGCUUUCAGAUCCGGACAGUUCGCUGCUUGCAGUUCCACCACGACGGCACCAACCGCUCCAUUCACAGCAAAUACUGCAGUGGCGAGAAGCCAGAGAGCCGGAGACCCUGUAACAGAGCACCAUGUCCUUCCCAGUGGAGGACCGGAGCCUGGUCUGAGUGCUCUGUGACAUGUGGAGAGGGGAUUGAAAGGCGACUGGUCACAUGCCGGCUUGGAGAUCAGUGUAACGGAGAAAAACCUGAGACGGGGAGAGCGUGCAGACUCGGACCCUGCCCUGAUGAACCAUGUAAUGGAGACAAAUCUAUCUUCUGCCAAAUGGAGGUCUUGGCAAGAUACUGCUCUAUCCCAGGCUACAGGAAACUGUGCUGUGACUCCUGCAGUAAGAGCAGUGGACCUUCAUCUCUGUUCUUUGAGGCUGUUGAGACAGAGGAGCAUGUCCGCUUUGGUUCAGCCUCUCAGCUGCUGGAGACAUUAACUGCCUCUGUAGCAGCCAACAGUACUCGUGGUGGUAAACAAGGCUCAGGAAAAGGAUUUACAAAAUCAGGCAAUGCUGCAAAACACAUUACUACCCCUGCACCACUGAAGAAAACCUCAUCCAAGACCCCUACAGCACCAAGAAGGGUCCCUCGACAUUUGGAUCUCACUGAGAGAAACCACCUUGCUAUGGCAUUGUCUCCUCAGGAAGAUCCUGAGGGUCAAAGGCCAGGCAACUUGAAGGGGAGUCAGUGUCCAAGAGCAUAUUCCGAAGUCAAAAGAUGAAAGUGAACCCUCUUCCCUUUUGGACACAAGUAGAGUAGAUAAUCCAGCUUCAUCCUGAGUCUUCUCACACCAAAAACACAAGAGAGAAAAAGGAGAAUUGAAGAAAAGUGCUGGCUCA